AUGGGUGCGAGCGAGAAGCGUUCACCUUCGGUGGAGCGCGAAGAGCAUGCCAUCCAUACCGUUGACAGUGUAAUCAUGGACGAGAAGCCGAUUCCUAAGGAUGAGGAGAAUCGCGACUGGACCGGUUCUGCGAAGAAAACCGACCCGGAAGAGAUCAAGCUGGUGCGGAAGCUAGAUUGGCGGAUCAUGCCGACACUCUGUAUCAUGUACUUCUUGAACUACGUCGAUCGUAAUGCCAUCGCUCAGGCACGACUGAACAACUUGGAGAAGGAUUUAGGCAUGUCGGGAACCGAAUUUAACACCACAGUUUCGAUUCUCUUUGUGGGCUACGUUCUCAUGCAGAUUCCGUCCAAUAUGUUGAUCACUAGGAUUCAACCUGGCAUGUACAUGAGCGCGUGGAUGUUGAUCUGGGCUGUAGUCUCAGAGGUCGCCUCCCGCAUCGCCCUCCUCUACUGCGCCCAAAUCCUCGCAACGGGCCUCUCCUCCCUCAUCGCAGCCGGCAUCUUCGCCGGCAUGGACGGCCUCAACGGCAUCGCAGGCUGGCGCUGGCUCUUCAUCGUCGAGGGCGCCGCCACGGGCCUCGUCGCCCUCUUCGGUUUCUGGCUCCUCCCCAAUACGCCCCUGACGACGCGCUGGCUCAACGACCGUGAGCGCGAGCUCGCUCACUCCCGCAUGGAGAAGGAUAAGCUGUCCGACUCGGAUGAUAAGAAGGCUUCUGCUAUGGAUGGCCUGAAGCAGGCUGUGAGGGAUAAGAGGACGUGGUUGUUCUGCUUGAUGCAGAAUUUCCAUCUGAGUGCUUGCAGCUUCAACUCCUUCUUCCCUACUGUUGUCAAGACUCUGGGUUUCAACACCACCAUCACCCUCGUCAUGACCUGCCCGCCUUUCAUCUUCGCCGGUGCCGCCGGUAUAUUGUUCGGCUGGAGCUCCGGUAGACUUCACGAGAGAACAUGGCACAUUACAGUCGGCCUCGGCGUCGCGAUCCUUGGCUUCGUCGUGGCGGCCUCGACGCUCAACACAGCGGCUCGCUAUGUUGCCUGCUUCAUCUUCCCUAUGGGAGCCUAUGCCGUGAACUCCGUCAUCAUCGGCUGGGCCUCUUCGACGCUAUCACAGACUAAGGAGAAGAAGGCAGUCGUCCUCGCCAUGACCAAUGUCGGUGGCCAGAUCGGCUACAUCUACGGUGCCUACCUCUGGCCUAAGAGCGACGAGCCCCGCUACGCUAUUGGUUUUGGUGCCUCUGCUGGCUUCGCCUUGCUUUCAAUCCUUUGCGCCUGGUGGAUUCGUGUCUUGCUUGUCAGGGAGAACCGGAGGAUUCGGGCUUCUACCUCGGAGAAUGUGAACUUGUAUGGAUACUAA
Messenger RNA from Colletotrichum fioriniae, 1353 nucleotides. Lineage: Eukaryota; Fungi; Ascomycota; Sordariomycetes; Glomerellales; Glomerellaceae. The record is from RefSeq and is a predicted model, not a curated record.